Molecule: messenger RNA, 1455 nt
Organism: Grosmannia clavigera kw1407
Lineage: Eukaryota; Fungi; Ascomycota; Sordariomycetes; Ophiostomatales; Ophiostomataceae
Product: fumarate reductase/succinate dehydrogenase
Exons: 5
Coding region: 1-1455 (484 amino acids)
Molecular function (GO): oxidoreductase activity
Source: RefSeq, a predicted model, not a curated record
AUGGGCCAUCCGAAGAAUGUGCUUGCAGACGUGCUUUUGGCGGCUGCGGGUGGCAAUGCAGUAUGUACGCCCAACCUCACGCAGAUGUACCCCAACGCAACCGUCAAGACGGUUGAUAUUGUUGUCGUCGGGGGUGGUGACGCUGGUGCCAAUGCGGCAUCAAACCUGUAUGACGCUGGACUGUCCGUUAUCGUACUCGAGAAGGAGGACCACUUGGGUGGCAGGGUCAACGGCUGGACCAAUCCGUCAACAAAUGUCAACUACGACUAUGACGUUGCUACGUACACCAAUUACACUGGCACGGAAGCUUUCUUUGAGCGCCUCGGCAUCAACAUCACUACGCCGACCUUCUUGACGACGACUUCUUCCUACGUGGAUUUCAGCACCGGCGAGACUAUAGCGUAUGAUGCCGCUAAUUUUACCACCGAGCUGGUCGCCCUCCAGAAAUACUACGAUGUGGCCAACAACUACUCCGAUUACUACCUGCCAUCCUACGCAAACUGGCCUGCUCCCGAGGACAUCCCGGAGGACUUGCUGAUGUCCUUCAGAGAUUUUGCUAUCAAGUAUGAGCUGAACACAACAAUGUUGCUUAUCUGGGCCGGUAUUGGUGCCGGCUUGGCCGACAUGCUGGAUGCGCUGGCGCUGUAUGUGAUGCAGACUUUUGAUCCUCAGACAGCAGCUGUCUUCCUGGGUUAUGAUGUCCAGUAUGUCCCAACAUCUGGCCGCAACCAAGACAUUUACAAUACCAUCGCCUCAAUCCUGGGCGACUCUGUCAUGGUCAACACCACUGUGGUCUCGUCUUCCCGUCUCGCCGACAAAGGCGGUGUCCAGUUGGCGGUAAAGAACUUUGUCACUGGUAAGGUCGCCGUGAUCAAGGUAAAGCGCCUCGUCAUGGCUAUAGAGCCCACGACCGAUAACACCGCUCCUUUCAACCUAGACACAAAGGAAUCAGCAGUGUUUGACAAUGCCACAUGGAGUGUCGUACACGCCGGCAUAGUGUCACAUUUUUCCCUUCCGACCAAUGGCCUCGUUUACAACCUGCCAGCUAGUGCUGCUAAAGGCAAUGCCUUUUCCUAUCCCGAGCCUCCCUUUGUCGACUAUCUUGAGUACAUUGGCGAGGAUCUCUGGCAGGUGAUUGCCGCCGGUUGGGUUGGAUUCUCGGUGGAGGAUGCACAGAAUCUGGCCAACGAGGCACUGCAAAUGAUGGCUGCUGCUGGCACCAUUCCGGCCACCAAUGGUACUAACCUGACCAUCCAGGCUUGGUCUGACUAUGGAGCCAUGGAUAUGCGCACAUCCGCUAAGAAUCUCAAGGCCUGCUUCAUUCAGCAGCAGUAUUCCCUGCAGGGUUACCGCUCAACUUACUGGACAGGCGGUGCAUUUUCCAACCAGCUCUCCACGUACAUGUGGGCUUACAACAAGGAGUACCUUGUUCCGCUCGUUGUCGCCAGCCUGUGA